Messenger RNA from Thermochaetoides thermophila DSM 1495, 1497 nucleotides. Its product is annotated as putative inorganic anion transmembrane transporter protein. Lineage: Eukaryota; Fungi; Ascomycota; Sordariomycetes; Sordariales; Chaetomiaceae. Bases 1 to 1497 code for a protein of 498 amino acids. Gene Ontology annotation, cellular component: membrane. Gene Ontology annotation, biological process: nitrite transport; nitrate transmembrane transport. The transcript is spliced from 4 exons. The record is from RefSeq and is a predicted model, not a curated record. Gene Ontology annotation, molecular function: nitrite transmembrane transporter activity; nitrate transmembrane transporter activity.
AUGGGCUUCAAAUCUCGCCUCUCAACCCUCUGGGCACCGCCUCAACUCAACCCCGUCACCAAAAAGGCCCGGUCCAUCCCCCUGCUCAAUCCUCUCGACCGCCAUGGCCGCGUCUUCUUCUUCUCCUGGAUGGGCUUCAUGAUUGCCUUUUGGGCGUGGUACACUUUCCCUCCUCUUCUCACCGUAACAAUCCGAGAAGAUCUUCACUUAACCAAAACCCAAGUCGCCAACUCUAACAUCGUCUCCCUCUCCGCGACCCUCCUCAUCCGCCUCAUCUCCGGCCCCCUCUGCGACGCAAUCGGCCCGCGUAAGGUCUUCGCCCUCGUCCUCUUGCUGGGAAGCAUACCUGUCGGCCUCGCCCCAUUGAUCCACAACGCGGCCGGGCUCUACACAAUCCGCUUCUUCAUCGGCAUCCUCGGCGCGAGCUUCGUGCCCUGUCAGGUGUGGUGCACGCUGUGGUUCGACCGGAAUGUAGUCGGCACGGCAAAUGGGCUCGCCGGCGGGUGGGGGAAUGCCGGCGGCGGCGUGACAUAUUUUAUCAUGCCGGCUGUGUUUGACAGCUUGGUGGGAAAGGGAUUGACGCCUGGGAAGGCGUGGCGGGUAACCUUUGUGGUGCCAUUGGGAGGUGGGCCGACCGCUACAAAGCAAUCGAAGCCAACCUCGCCUUCGCCGCCUCUGACUCAACCGACUCGUCCACCGACACCGAUAAGAUCGUCCCUGUCCCAGGCUCCAUUACCUCCCGCCCUCCAUCCCCCUCCCGCCCAUCCAACUCCGACACUAGCCCCGAGAAAAAGCAAAGCCCCCCUUCCUCUCCCUCCCUCCCCCCGACCCAAGCCAUGUCAUCCCCUUCCUCCCGAAAUUCCCCUCCCCCCUUCCCUCCACACCGCCAUCCCCAUCCUCCUCUCUCCGCAAUGCCUCUUCCACGUUCUAACCUACGCUUGCUCCUUCGGCGGCGAACUCGCCAUCAACGCUGUCCUCUCCUCCUAUUACCUCUCCCUCUUCCCCACCAAACUAACCCAAACAACCGCCUCCAACUACGCCGCCAUCUUCGGCUUCCUCAACUUCCUCACCCGCCCCCUGGGCGGCGUCAUCGCCGACCUCUUGUACAACCUCGCCCCCGCGCGCUACAAGCUCUGGUCCAAGAAGCUGUGGAUUACCACGUGCGGCGUGCUCACCGGCUCCUUGCUCAUCCUCAUCGGGCUGUACAAGUCCCCCUCCUUGGCUGUGACCAUCGCCCUCGUUUGCGUCAUGGCUUUCUUCCACGAGGCAGGGAAUGGGGCGAAUUUUGCUUUGCUGCCACACGUUUUUCCGCAGGCGAAUGGUUUGUUGAGCGGGGUUACCGGAGCGGGGGGCAACUUGGGUGGGGUGGUGUUUGCGAUAGUUUUGAGGUUUAUGGAUGGCGGCACGAAUUAUAGCAAGGGGUUUUGGGUGAUUGGGAUUGUGCAUGUGGUGGUAAAUUUGGCGGUUUGUUGGGUUAGGCCGGUGGCGGAGAGUUAG